AUGGCCACAACCUUCCCAGGCACCGCCCUCGUAACCGGCGCAGCAGGAGGAAAGACCACCACCAUCGUUUCUAGAUGCUACUGUAAUAGACUAACAAAUCCAGGAAUCGGCGCAGCAACAGCCAUCGCCUUCGCCAAAGCCGGCUGCACCCGAAUCGCAAUAACAGACAUCCAGCCAUCCGCUCUCGAACAAACCCGGCAAGAAAUCCUAUCCACCAGCAGCACAACAGAAGGCUCUAUAAAUGUGAUCGCCAUCCCGGGGGACAUAACAUCCGAGUCCUUCAUAGAAACAACUCUCAUAGCCGACGCAUUCACCGCAUUCGGCCGGCUAGACUACGUGGUGAACUGCGCGGGGGUGCUGCAGAACGAGUUCGCGCGGUCGACGGACGUUUCGGCGCAGCAGUUUGAUUUUAUCAAUUCGGUGAAUUAUCGCGGGGCGUGGCUUGUUUCGCGCGCGGCCUUGAGGAGGAUGCUUACCCAGGAGCCACUUACGGAUGGAAAUGGAAAUGAAGAAGGUGGGGAGAGUUGGAGACCGAAACAGCGCGGGUCGAUUGUCAAUAUUGCGAGUCAGCUCGGUGUUGUUUCGAGGGCUGGGGCUGCCGCGUACUGCGCCUCCAAAGCCGCGGUGAUAGGCCUGACGAGAGCUGACGCGAUUGAUUUCUCGAAAGACCUGAUCCGGGUGAACUGUGUCUGUCCCGGUGUUAUUGAUACGAAUAUGACGACCAGUUCUCCGGAGAGGGUUGAGGCGAUGGCGCCGGCUGUCAAGAUUGCGCCGAUGGGCAGGAUGGGGGAUCCGAGGGAGGUAGCGGACGCAGUUCUGUUUUUGAGUUCAUCCAGGGCGUCGUUUGUUCAGGGGCAUGCGUUGGUUGUUGAUGGGGGGUAUGUGAUUAAUUGA
Messenger RNA from Aspergillus puulaauensis, 894 nucleotides. Its product is annotated as SDR family NAD(P)-dependent oxidoreductase. Gene Ontology annotation, molecular function: oxidoreductase activity, acting on the CH-OH group of donors, NAD or NADP as acceptor. The record is from RefSeq and is a predicted model, not a curated record. Lineage: Eukaryota; Fungi; Ascomycota; Eurotiomycetes; Eurotiales; Aspergillaceae. The transcript has 2 exons. Bases 1 to 894 code for a protein of 297 amino acids.